ACGGAGUCGGGAUCUAUUUAUAGGUUGGGAGUACUGUGUCCUUAGUCACAAAGAGACACAGACAGGGGACUGUCAGCUGGUACCGGAGGAGCGGAGCAACGAGUUAUCAGCAACCAAAAGCACCUGAGGGGGUCGCACAUUCCACCCCAGCCCCGUCCUCCACGCCAGCCCCAAGCAUGCUGCUGAAUAGGAUGUCCUCAGACGACAGGCACCUGGGCUCCAGCUGCGGCUCCUUCAUCAAGACUGAGCCGUCCAGCCCAUCCUCGGGCAUCGAUGCCCUCAGCCACCACAGCCCCAGUGGCUCGUCCGACGCCAGCGGUGGCUUUGGCCUGGCCCUGGGCACCCACGCCAACGGUCUGGACUCGCCACCCAUGUUUGCAGGCGCCGGGCUGGGAGGCACCCCGUGCCGCAAGAGCUACGAGGACUGUGCCAGCGGCAUCAUGGAGGACUCGGCCAUCAAGUGCGAGUACAUGCUCAACGCCAUCCCCAAGCGCCUGUGCCUCGUGUGCGGGGAUAUUGCCUCUGGCUACCACUACGGCGUGGCCUCCUGUGAGGCUUGCAAGGCCUUCUUCAAGAGGACCAUCCAAGGGAACAUCGAGUACAGUUGCCCGGCCACCAAUGAGUGUGAGAUCACCAAACGGAGGCGCAAGUCCUGCCAGGCCUGCCGCUUCAUGAAAUGCCUCAAAGUGGGGAUGCUGAAGGAAGGUGUGCGCCUGGAUCGAGUGCGUGGAGGCCGUCAAAAAUACAAGCGACGGCUGGACUCAGAGAGCAGCCCGUACCUGAGCUUACAAAUUUCUCCACCUGCUAAAAAGCCAUUGACCAAGAUUGUCUCAUACCUACUGGUGGCCGAGCCGGACAAGCUCUACGCCAUGCCUCCCCCCGGUAUGCCUGAGGGGGACAUCAAGGCCCUGACCACUCUCUGUGACCUGGCAGACCGAGAGCUUGUGGUCAUCAUUGGCUGGGCCAAGCACAUCCCAGGCUUCUCGAACCUCUCCCUGGGGGACCAGAUGAGCCUGCUGCAGAGUGCCUGGAUGGAGAUCCUCAUCCUGGGCAUCGUGUACCGCUCGCUGCCCUAUGACGACAAGCUGGUGUACGCUGAGGACUACAUCAUGGAUGAGGAGCACUCCCGCCUCGCGGGGCUGCUGGAGCUCUACCGGGCCAUCCUGCAGCUGGUGCGCAGGUACAAGAAGCUCAAGGUGGAAAAGGAGGAGUUUGUGACGCUCAAGGCCCUGGCCCUCGCCAACUCCGAUUCCAUGUACAUCGAGGAUCUGGAGGCCGUCCAGAAGCUGCAGGACCUACUGCACGAGGCGCUGCAGGACUACGAGCUGAGCCAGCGCCACGAGGAGCCCCGGAGGACGGGCAAGCUGCUGCUGACGCUGCCCCUGCUGCGGCAGACGGCUGCCAAGGCCGUGCAGCACUUCUAUAGCGUCAAACUGCAGGGCAAAGUGCCCAUGCACAAACUGUUCCUGGAGAUGCUGGAGGCCAAGGUCUGAUGGCCCUGCACACGGACCAAUACCCACCUACAGAAGGACAAAUGGACAGACCGAGGUGGAGACCUCCACAGCCACCAGCCUCCACCUUCAACUCCUGUAUCAUGGCUCUGAGCUGUCCCAGAGGCAGGGGUUUCUCACCUCCUGGCUGUGUGCAGAC
Molecule: messenger RNA, 1650 nt
Organism: Rhinopithecus roxellana (golden snub-nosed monkey)
Lineage: Eukaryota; Metazoa; Chordata; Mammalia; Primates; Cercopithecidae
Gene: ESRRB
Product: estrogen related receptor beta
Exons: 7
Coding region: 177-1493 (438 amino acids)
Biological process (GO): regulation of DNA-templated transcription
Cellular component (GO): nucleus
Molecular function (GO): DNA-binding transcription factor activity; sequence-specific DNA binding; nuclear steroid receptor activity
Source: RefSeq, a predicted model, not a curated record